Molecule: messenger RNA, 3407 nt
Organism: Culex pipiens pallens (northern house mosquito)
Lineage: Eukaryota; Metazoa; Arthropoda; Insecta; Diptera; Culicidae
Exons: 2
Coding region: 212-3259 (1015 amino acids)
Source: RefSeq, a predicted model, not a curated record
UGUCAAAAAAUCAAGCUGUGUUGAUGUUGAUUAACUAAAUCCAAGGAUUUUUUCGCUUUAUUUGCAAAAAUGUGUCAAUUUCCGGCUUUAAACGCAUUCUAACAGUGCAGUUGGUGAAAAUGUAGUUGAACUCGGGUCCAACAAAGUUCGGAACGCAAGAUUAUUCGCCGUCUCGACGGCGACCUUGAAGUAAACAAAAACAGCAGCAAACAUGGAGGAGUCCCACCAGCAUCUGGAACUUGGUCCCAGCGGAAGCGGGGGUCACCACCUGCAGGAGGACAUGUCCAAGGGCGUACUGCGUACGAUUCAGCACGUCGAGAACGGGACGCUGCACUUUAUAACGAUUCCUCCGGCGAAUACGCGCGAUCAGGAGUACAUCGACAGUUCGCUGCUGGGGGCGGAUUUUUCGAGCCAUUUGCCGAACGGGUUGCUGGUGGACUAUAUUGGCGGGCCGGGAUCGGGGACGGCGAGUGGGCAGUUUCAUCAGCAGCUGGAUCACCAUGGGGGUGGUGGAGGGGGCAUUCAAACGUAUACGGCGGAAGAUCUGCAGAAUCUGGUCGAGGCGAGUUCGCUGCAGACGACGGAGAACGAGCGGAAGUUGUUUUUGCAGUUUGUGAACAAACCUCCCUCGCACGAGGCUCCGGUCAUCGUGACGAAUCCGAAGGAUCAGAUGAGUGGGUUGGGAGAGCACGAUAAGCUGGGGGACUCGCAGUUGAGCCACAUGCCGGUGACGUCCAGCGGUGGGUUUCUGCACUAUCAUCACCAGGAUCAGCUGCUCAGUUCGACGCACGUUGGUAGCAUGGACCAUGGCGGGCACAUUCAGCAGCAACAGCAGAGCCAGUCUCAUCUGUCGUCGAUUCAUUCCAUGCUUCAAGGCGACUGUUCGCCAUCGAAGCUGUUUCACGUGACUUCGUCAAGCUCUAGUACAAACAUUGCAAUCAACCCGGUCACCAGCCAGAACUGCAUCCAGAUUCCACCGUUGACUCCGAUUAAGCGGAUCGAGUCGCCGAAGCGAUACCUUGGCUAUCAAAUGGUACAAAAUCAGCAGCAGCAGCAACAGCUGGCGGACGAUAACUUCCUCUCGCGGGACGAUCUGAUGGAGUGCGAGCCGAUUCGAUCUGAGGAUGAGGAGGAACUCGCAAGCAACCACUUCAACAACACCUAUUUACCUCACAAGAAGCGACUGUCGAAGAAGCUCGGCGAUGCACCGCCCAAAGGGGCCGCGGAGCAGUUCCACCGGGACUCGGUGAUCGCCAACGACCAUCACAACCAGGACAAAACCAGUCAACCGGUUCCGAGCGAAGCGGCAACGCCCAAAAAGAAAGCUUUCGCCUGCCAGCUGUGCAGCGAUUCGUUCGACGACCAGCUGCAGUUCUUCACCCACCUCAAGGGCCACUACGAACCGGUGACCGCGGCCAGUCCGACCGACGACGGCAAGGCCAGCGAUCCGAAGAAGAAGCCCAAGCUACCUCGCGUGAAGCACACGAAAAAGCUUAAAAACGACAAAUCUUCCCGGAUGACCGCGGAGGAAACGGUGCCGGUUGCGCAAGAACCACCUGCCCGCAGCUAUCCGGCACCAAUCCAGCCGGACGUGAUCGUGGCAAACACUCAGCACCCCGCGCCGGAACCGGACAACCCGGGCGAGUUUAGCGAAACGGAGGACAUGCUCGAGGGCAUCCGGACGGCGGUGCAGAAGGUUCAGGAAGCGGUCGAGGACACCAACGACGGGCUGGGGAGUGGUGUGGGUGGGCGUUCGUCCAGUUGGUACCAGCAGCAAGAGCCGGUGCCGCCGCCAACGAUUGAAUUUAACGGCGAUCUGGACACGCAGGAGAUUCACAUCAACGCCGGAAGCGAUAACUUUGUGCUGUUCCUGAACAAGUCGGACUUUAACGAGGAUAUCCUAGACCAUCCCAAUCAACAGCCGUCGCAGCAUCACCAACCUCAGCACUCGAUUCUCGCCAAUCAACUCCAGCAGUCUACCCACGCCAACCCGACAACUCACGUGGAUCAACCUUCCUACAUUCUGGGUGGGACAUCACCGGCGACGACGACGGAACAGCACCAACAAACCAUCGGCGGGGACUGCGACAUCCAGAACAUCCAAAUUCUGGGCUUCAGCUCGUCCGAGAUCGACUUCAACCUGGCCUCGGCACCGCACCAGCUGAGUGAGCUGAACGGAGCAAAGCUACUGAAGGACGAGCAGCAAUCGUUCGCCGGAAGUGACGACGACCAGCUGGAAGAUUCGCGGGACGGAGAAUUUUAUCUGUCCGAUGAGGAGGAGGAGGAGGUGGUCGUUGGAUCGUCGGCUUACGAUGAUGAAGAGGAACAGAUUGCGGUUGAGUCUAACGUGGGAGUGAUUUCAGAGGUGCUGCCCGUGGUGAAAAAGAAAAAAGGUCGAAAGAAGACUGCUAGGGAGGUCGCGGUAGAUCCGGAACAGCAGCAAGCUGGAAAGAAAGCAGGCAAGAAGUUCCUUUGCAGUGAAUACGACUGUGAUAAGCUGUUCAACUCCAAGACCGCCGUGCGUUAUCACGAGUUGCAGCACAAAAACUUACGCCCGUUCAGCUGCCAGAUUUGCUCUAAAAACUUCUUCACCUCGUCUGCAUUAAAAGUCCAUUCUCGCCUUCACACAGGAGAAAAACCAUACAAAUGUGAAGAUUGCGGCCGCGCUUUCCGCCAAUGGGGAGACAUGAAAUACCACCAGGCUUCGAUCCAUUCAACAGAGAAGAAAGAAAUCUGCGAGUACUGCGGCAAGAAGUUCGCCCGUCGAUAUUCCCUAGUUUUACACCGGAAAAUCCACCUGAACGAGAAAAACUAUGUUUGCGAUAUCUGCAAUAAGGCCUUCCGUGCCAGCUCGUACCUCCAGUCCCACCGCAUGAUCCACACGGGAGAGAAACCCUUCUCCUGUCCGGUCUGCAGUAAAAAGUUCCGCUGCGGAGGUGACAUGAAGCGCCACCUCAAAACCCACGAUCGCAAAUCAACGCCCGGAAAGCAACCCUCACCCAAGUCGACGACACCCCGAGCCACGACGAAAAAGACCGCCACCGAUGUGAUAGACCUGACCAAGAUCAAGAGUGAGAAUCAGGCGAAGGUAAUCCACGCUCCGCCGGUCGUGACCGUACUGGCGAAGGGCAUCAAUCACGCCGACGGUAAGGCCGAUUCCGCUGGUGGCAGUAACCAACUGGUGUACCUUGCGACGACGGCGCCCGAUCAGUUCCGGCGGCCGAACGAAACCGUACUGACGGACAUGGGGCGGUGGUGAGCUGCGGCGGUGGGGCAAUAAUGUUUUAUCUUUCAUUUUACUUCUACUUGUUCCCUGUCGGAACGGAUAAGCUGUAUUGGUAGGAUUACGGAUGAACUAUUUUAUUCCUUUUUUGAAUAAAAUUGCGCACAUUGCGCAGAAUUGACAA